AUGACUUCUUUAUCUAAAAUUGUUGAUCUGAAAGAAAAGAUACUGAUAGAAGAAUUUGGCCUCGAACCACGUAUUCGUUACAAUCCAAGCGAAAGCGACAAUUUGUUGCACCUUUCUCCGAUUGUCCUCCUAGAUGACAAGGAGUUGAGAGAAGGUGGAUUCCAAGAUAGAGGUGCUAAAGACGUUCUGAGUCGAGUAGCGAAACAUAUAUGCGACUCUGAAGAUCCUUCUUUUUUUCAAGUGCCCGAGAUAAUCGACCUCCAAAUGGGAUACGCGAAAAGAUCCGCGAACAAAUCGAGUAGAAUGGCCAUCGAUGAAGAAGAAUCCAAAGUCUGGAUGACAUACAUGAAUGUGUCGAGGUUAAAUCAAGAUCAAUCGCCAAAUCCCAAUUCCGACGGUGAGGAGCCACAGGAUUUAGGUUUAUCAGAUGAAGAAGAAAUGGAUAUUACUCCUCCAACAGCGGAGGAUACGCAGGAUGUAAAUGAAGAGGAUGUAGUCAGCCCGCUCAAGAGCGGACUGAAAUUUCCCAUCAAAGGUUCGCUCAUUCUUCUCUUCUCGAUACUGCUAAUUUUCUUCGAUAAGAAGAAAAAGAAGAAAAAAACAGCAAGCUCGAAUGAUGAAGAACCAAAAAUUGGUCCGAACAAAGUGUCCGAUUUCUUGCUAUUUUGGAUCAUCCCUUAUCUACUCAACUAUACACAUCGUAAAGUACGAGAGAUCACCCAGUACCACGAAAAACGUGAUAAACCUGGCUUUCCACCAGUGAGCAAAAACUCAACUUUAGAUGUCAUUGAGCAUGCGAUGUCGUCUUGUAGCGUUUCAGAGGAACUUAAAGCAUCUAUUAUGGGAAAAUACAAAGAUUUUUAUGGCUCAGAAGCACUGGAAUACAAAUACGACUUAUUGGAAAGUCCAGAAGGGACACCUGUUAUCCUGGUCCCAAAGGAUUACAAGGUCACCCAAAUGCCAUUAAAACUUGAUGAUAUUGGGACUAAUUGGCGACAGCUAGGUAAUACAAACCUCCUUCAGUUGUUUCUUAGCAAGUUCAUCAAAAGCAGGAAAAUCCAACAAGAUUUCUUUGACUCGUUGGAACAUGCGAAAAACCGGCAGGGUAUCGACUAUUCCAUCAUACUUCCCGAUGAGAUAACAUUUGAUAAAUUUAAAGAUUCUCUUGAAAGGGAAAGUCGCGAUUAUUUGAUUACUCCGAAAGGAGGGCGCAAUCUGAUCAUGCCCAGACUUGGUUUAGUUACUUCCACGGAGAAGCAUUUAAGGGUUUGCUUUACCUAUUUCCAGGGUAAGCUUGCAAAUACGCAUGUUUCUUGUAUGUUGAAUCUUCAAUUUUUUUUGUACACAUAUUUUCAUUACGUUGUCGGUCAACAACUCUUUUAUAACAACUUUAUUGGGUACGUCUACGAAUAGAUGGACGCCAAUUGGGUUAGUGCAGCGGGACAUGGAGUCCCAUACGGGGCACUACCCCUCUUAAAUCCACCCAACCCAACCCAGGGGAGGACAUCCAUCACACAGUAAUCUCGUGCGUGGGAAAUUAACGUCUCCUACCCCAAACCCUGCAGGAGACAGGACCUCCGGCUUAACGUCUUAUCCGAGAAGACGAAGCAAGGUGAGUGAAGCGGCUUGCUUAAGGCCACAACGUAGUGCCCCGGCCAGGACUCGAACCCGGGCCGUCCGACCCAGAGUCCAGCGCUCAGACCACUGGACCACUCACGCCUCACCUUUAAUUGACUCUUGACUCAUUAAUUCCUAUGAGUGACCAAGACAGAAUUUCUCCUUACAAUAUUGAUACAACACAACCAGAUAAGUAAUGAGAAUAAAGAAAUAUACAAAUUAGAGAAUAAUUAGUUGAUCCAGUGCUAAAUUCUCUGAACUAACAUCAUAAGAAUUGUAUGGUUGACAGUAAGGAGAAUUACAAAUUUGAUCUAAGAGUUGAAGGGUUAAGAUGACUUCUGCUCAGGUUGAUGAUCAGAUCACACUAUCAAAUUCCCAUGGGUUCAACCCAUUUACUGUAUUAUGCUGAAUACCUUCUUGCAGACAUUGGCCUACUACAAAAUACAAGUCUCAGUCAAUGGAAUUCAAUCUUAGGCCAUCACACUGAGACUAAUAUUUUUUUUAAGCAUAAAGGUCAAUCAUUUAAAGUGUUGAUUUUGAGAUAGCAAACUGCUGCUUUAGUUAAGAACCUAAUAUGAAAUUAAUUAUCUAUCUAGAUAUCAUUUGAAUUUGCUCUAAACUAUUUUGAACUGUGAAAGUGCAUAGCCACUAUUAGUGACAAUUGCACAUGUUUGAAUGCUGACCACAGACUGGUAACAUGGAUUCUCUACACAAAUACUCAGAAAAAAGGAAUAUCCAGUAUACAUAGCUACAAUAACUUCAUCUUUUCAUGAUGUCCCCUGUCUCUGGAAAGGCGAUAUCCACAGCCUCACAUUCAGUGGCUGUGCUAUCAAAAAUCUCUCUCUUUGGCAGACAAUCAACUUGAAAGCUUUGCAAAUAAGUAAAAUGUACCAUUUAAGUAUGCAGUAUGGGUUGUGUGAAUUUUUUUUUACAAUUUUUUCUUUCUUAUUGCUUUUAGGAAGUGCUGGAAAAAAAGUGGCUGCUUUGUUCAGGGCCACUGGGGCCCAUUACCUGGAUCACUUGUCCUUAAUUAUUUUGCAUGGUUUGAGCCUUAACAGCAGUGACUCAGACUGCACCAUUGGAAGUCUUUAUCCUGUAAGCAUUGCCAGAAAGGUGACUUUCAGGGGCAACAGUGUUCAGUUGGUGAAGAAAAAAAAGAAAUCUGACAGUAAGAACACAGGAAAAAAGGAUUUCUCAGCCAGUCAGGGUAAAUUUUGUAGAGCAGAGUUUCCUGAAACUUACAAGUUAUGGGAGAGGACAAUUAGAGAAGAUACUGUAGUGGAUAAUCUGAUCUCACGAGCAAAAGCCAGGUUAGGAUUUGACCCCCAUUUUGAACGUAAUGCACCUCUUCAUGUUGCUUACGCCAGUAAAUGCCAUAGUAAAAAGCUAAAGGAGGUGCCGUUUGGAGCUUCUUUGGAACCUGAUAAGGAUGCUCUAAGCAAAUACCAAAUAAGAGCUGUAAAUUUAGAUGGAUCUUUCCUUGGUAACAUUGUGAGAAGUGGACGCAAAGAGAACAUUGCAGUUGUUCUUGCCAUUAAAGAUGUCUGUGGGAAAGUAGGCUGUGGAUUUUCAAAUCUACCCCAGGCCAUUCAAUCCAUCAUAAUCAAUUUUGUAAGGGCAGUUGUUGUCGCUAACCUACCUAAAGGUAAGAGCCCGUAAUUUGUAUGGCCAUGUCUAAAAUGUUCCCAAUUUUUCUGAAAACUGGUAGCCACCAGUGUCUCAGAUAUAGUUAUACCUCAUAUUGAAUUCAGCAGAACCUGAGAGCCAAGCAAGUGAGGAUUAAUUCCCAGUGCAAUUAAUCAGGUUCCUCCACCAUCAAAAGUUAAGGUUUUGCAUAUCUUCAAUGAUCCCUUAUUGUCAACAGCACAAAAUCGCUCCUGAUCAGUCCAAUUUUUCUCUGACCAUUCUGCACCAUUAACAUUGUUCACAAUUUGCAUUCCCAAUAGUUGCCAAAAUUUGUAAUGGUUUGAAAGCACUGACAGAAAUUCUUCAUUUUCAGAAAUUUUCUGAAAUGAAAAUAAGUCAGUAGACAUUCAAAUAAGAAAAUGGAGUAAUGUCAUAAUACUCUGAGGAAAUUUAUUAAAUGGAGGUAGCUAAAUAUAACAAGUUAGAUGGUGAGAUUAGAGUGAAUGUUUGAAACUUUUGCAAUCAGGGAGUAAAAAAGAACAUUUUAGAGUGGUGGCUUGAUUCAUUUAGAUUUGACUAGUUUUUGCCAUGAUCAUUUUUUGGGUGCAUAGCCUUAUAAUUGUAUCAAAUUAUAAGGCUGUAAUGUUGUAAUGUUGUAGACUAACAUUUUUUUCAGCCAACAUUUAAAAAUGUAUUAUCACAAUGGUUUUAGAAGUGUUUUCUAAAUUGCUUCUUCUUAAUCUUCAUUUUGCUUGAUUUUGGAACAUCCUGUUAUCAAGAAAGUCCUUAACCUUAAACAGUGACAUUAUAAUUAAGUAACAUCAUUAUGAUGUUAAAUAUGAGAUGUCCAAUUAAAGUUGUUGACAGAUAUUUACAAACUUGCAGUCUACCCAUCAGAACCUGAUGAAGAAGACAGGAUUGUUAUUGAAAGUGGUUCAUCAGAGGAUGAGGAUGAAAGUUCUGAUGAUGAACCAUGUGCCUCUCGACAAAAUGUGGCUGGUUAGUAGAAUGCCUAUUUUCAUUGUUACAAUAAGUAGUACUAAUUAUAUAUUACCCUUCCCAUCCCCUGAGCUUUCUACACAGAGCCAUUUGCAACCCAUGGGUAGGUUAGUGGCUGGGCUGCAUGGGGGCUCUAGCCUUGAUGUCAAGGUUCCUUCAUUUUCAUUGGCCAAAGGUAGGCAUUGUCUGCCUUCAAGCCAUCAGGUUUUUACAGCCCUUCCUAUGCCUGCUGCUUUGGACUUUCAACCACCUUCCAACCACAGAGUGUUCAUCCACUAGCUGAGCUAUGGCAGGGCGUGGACCUGACUGUCAAUUUUGUAACAUACAUAGUAAGCUUUCUUCCUUUGUGAAAAGGGGUAGGGCAAAUGUCCCCAUUCAUCAAAGGACUGACCAUGGUAGGUGAAGAACUGUUGUGGUCCAAAGGGCUCAUGACAUUUUAAAACUCCCCAAAUAUCUCUCAGUACUUUGCAGCAAUUUUGACAUAUCCCUUGCAGUGUUUAUACCAAAUACUCCUAGAAACCAUUCUAUUUCCCGUAAUAUAUUUUUAGUCUUAGAAGAUGUAGUUUGAGUAAUUUUUUAUGAGGAAAAAAUAACUCUAUGCUAGUGUAUUGUGUGGCCACCUUUGGCUAACUAUGUAUCUCAAACCAAUCAGAUUGCCACAUUAAGGUAUGUAUCUUGCAUAAAUCAAAUCACAACAUUGGGCAAGAUUGCACCAAUCAGAAUGCUAGGGUAUUGUCCUUUGUGUCAAUCAUGUCAUGGAAUUAGCAUUGGGUGUUGCAAAGUGUUGCUAUGGAAUCAACCCAACACUGACACACAUUAAGAAUUUUAUCAUCAAAGAAUUGUGAGGUCAUCUAUCCAGCCAAAUAAUUCAUUUGCUUGGUUUGGAACUCGUUGCUAUGAUCUGUCUUGGAUAACAAAAGUUGGGCAGGGAAUUUUCCUACCAUAUAAAAGUCGAAGUGUGUUUUGUGCAGUCCUUCACUUACAACAGUCACGCAGUCAGCAAAAGGCAAGCUAACACAAAAUUAUUACUGGAGCAUUUGUUUUGGAAGGACUAGUAUUGCUGACUCUGGAAUUUUUCCUUUUUUCAAUGGAAAUAACCAGGGGACAAAUAUUGAGGUAAACAGGGGUUAUUGCAUAAUAUCUGGUCAGUGAUUUUGCACAACGUGACAUAAAUUAGCUAAUAGAAUUGCGCAAAAAUUAUUAGGUGGGUUAUAACUCGACCCUUAUAGAUUGUGUUAGUAAAUGCAACUAGCAUUGCUCAAUUUUAUCCCCAAUUAUGCUCAAAAUUAUGCUCUUGUUUAAAAACUAAGCUACUUUUUCUUGUAAUUUGCUUAAAAAAAAGCACAAAAACAAGUAAAAAUUGUAAAGUUGUUUAUAAGUCUGGUAUCUUCUUUAUUUUAAUUUAUUUACUUGUUCUGAUCAAACACAAUUAAUUACUGCACUGAAUAACUGCUUCGAUGCCGUUUUGUUGCCUGUAAAAGCGGGAACUGGCACCGACGCAAUGUGUCCAGACCUCCAAACGGCGAACGACUCGGUGUUGCGGUAACCUUCCCCCAAAACAUUACAAAAUUACGAAUAGACGGAGCCAUGGACCAAACAAGUCAUAACCCUGGUAGUUUUCCCUUCAAAAAACUAAAAAUAGGCGUACUGUUGUGGCAGUGUAACUCUUAUAAAAGGAGCAAAUAUUAUGCUCGUUUUUCCAAAUGAUGCUAAAAAUUAUCCAAGUACAAUCGUGAAUUACCUCCCACCGACGCAGCUCUAAAUUUUCCUUCAAACUUAUCACCUUUAAGCAAUUUCUAGGCCUGUUUGGCACUCUGGACGCUUUAUAUAUUUUCUCAUAUAAGAAAAUUGUAAAGAAGGGGUAUGAUGAAUUUAAGAACGCGAUUCUCUGAACCUCUUCUUGAACUUCCGGCACCCCAUAUCGCACUUCCGCUUCCCUUCUAAUUUCGCUAGUUUCCAGCCCGUGGAUGGUUUCGCGGUGUGUGGCAAAAUGGCGGACAGCAUCUGUGGCGAUCAAAUAGAAGAAAGGUAAGGAAAGCUCGUUAUCUUGUCAUCCAACGCUAUUUUUACACGUACUACGAGAUGAAUCUCAUACAUUUUUUUAUCUUCUUAAGAAAAUUCUAAGUUUUCUGUGUUGUGCUGGGUUUGAAUUUAGUAAAAUCGAUUCUACAAGUGUUGAUAGUGUUCUGACACACUAGUACUAUUCAGUGAACUUACUUCACUCGCUUCACCGGUUUGAACUUCAAAUGUCGGACUUCUUUAAAAAUAAGAACUGGGAAAACCUAACGAUUUUUCAUCUGAAAGCAGUCGGAUAGAAUUUGAGCUACUCUAUGAAUGGAACUCACAGUGAAAUUACUGCGACGAAGGAGAGUUGUAUCGGCUGGAAAAGCUGAUUCGACAGGAUCUUGUGUGGGCAGUGAAGUAAAUCUCCGUUCAGUGUAGUUUUAUCACUCCACUAUUUGACUUUGAAUGCCUUAGUGGAUAAAUGUGCUCGCUACAUUCCAUGAGGGGUGGUAGAGACAACGUUCUAUAAACAUGUAACAACUUCAUCGGUGCGGUUAUGAGUUAAAUCCCGACCUGUCAAUCGAUGUCAAUUGCUUGAAUUGCGGGAAAGAGAAACUUGUCAGCAACCAAAAAAAUUUGGGCUUAGUAGCCUUACGUGCCUAAGGGCACAAAUACGAUUGACUGAAAGGCUCCAAAUCCAACUUUUUCAAUUGAAUCUUAUCAAGUAUAGCCCCAUCAAAAUGGUUUUUGCCCAUGAACUCUUUACAGUGAAUUACAUUUCAUAGGAAAAUCAUUUUGGAAAGCAAGACAAAAGGAUAACUUUUUUUACUUCUCUCUAUAAUAUGUGGCAAGCAGGUUGGAAGUUCAUUUUGAAAUGACAUUAUUUUUCUCCCAAAUUGAAUCCAUGGUUGCAUAUGCUUUCUGCUUACUUGUUGUUAAUCACAUGUUGCUAAAUGAUCAGAGUAAAUAAGAACAGUGACACCUGCUGGGUAGGGUUCUUUUUUUUGUUUGUUUGUAUGAAGGGAUACCAUGUUUUCAAUGAAUUAUAUCUAGGACAGUGUCUUUUGUUGAAAUAUAUUACUUUGAUAGCUUUGGUUUAAACAUUGAAAUGAUUAUGCAGUCUGAUCAAAAAUGCUUACAUUUUCAAACAGUAAUAAGCAUUUUUUUCUUCCCCUAAUGGCAGGGCAAGUGGUGGUACAAGCAAUGAUUCUUUAAAAGUUUCAAAAGUCACCCUUAUAGCAGAUGAGUGGCUGUCAAAAAAAGGAGGCCUUUCCACCAUCAAUAGGGAGCUAUCCAUACAACUAGCAAAGUUCCAACAUUUGGAAGUUUUUCUUUUCAUGAGUAAAUGCAAUGAAAAGGAGAAGGAACAGGCAGGGCAAUGGGACAUCAAACUCGUUGAGUCAGAGAGACCCAGUGAAGAGGAAUGGUGGAAGUAUCCUCCCAAAAACUUUCAAACAGACUUUGUCAUUGGACAUGGUUCCAAGCUUGGAAAACAAGCAGAGUUUAUAAGAGAGAACUAUGAAUGCAAGUGGGUACAAGUGGUACACACAGAGCCUGAAGAAUUGUCAAGUUUCAAGAGAUAUGCAGGGGCUGGAGCUAAAGGUGAAGAGAAGUCUGAUGAAGAAGUCAGGUUGUGUAGAAAGGCUGAUAUGGUAGUUGGAAUUGGUCCAAAACUGACAGAAGUGUACAAUGCCAAAUUGCGCCCCGGUUGCACAGUUUUUGAGCUUACCCCUGGGAUCUUCAAAGAAUUUUCCGAGGUUGAACAAGCGACAGAAGAAGGGGAGAAUUUUAGGGUGCUAAUCUUUGGUCGUGGAGACCCAGAAGAUACUUCCCUAAAAGGCUAUGACCUUGCCGCCAAGUCUAUCGCAAUAUUGCAUGAGAGUCAUCAAGAUAAGUCUUUCUUUCUAAUAUUCAUGGGUGUGCGGGAUCAGGAGCAUGAUCUGGUGAAAAAAACUUUACAUCAAGAAGGUAUCAACCUUACGCCAGGAAGAUUGGUGAUCAGAGCAUUUUGUGAAUCCAGAGAAAAGCUUUCUAAAACUUUUCAAGAGGCAGAUCUUGUUAUUAUGCCAUCAAGGUCAGAGGGCUUUGGGCUGUCAGCACUAGAGGCACUAUCUGCUGGCCUCCCAAUUCUUAUUAGCUGGAACACUGGACUUGCUCAAGCUCUGAAAAAGCUGCCAAAUGGAACCUUUUGUACAGUGAAGACUGAUGAACCCAGUGAUUGGGCCAAAGCAAUUAAAGAGGCAAGAGAGAAGGAAAGAGAGAUUAGACUUGAAGAAACAAGGCGACUGCGCCAUGACUAUAAAAAGAAAUAUUCCUGGGAGGCACAAUGUAAAAAGCUUGUGGAAGAAAUGCUUAAGUUGGGCAGACAUGGUAUGCUUAAAGUACUAUACAUGUACACUUAUCUUGAUUAACCAGUUACUUUAGUUUUCAACAGUGGUAUUUCUUUGUAAAAUUGCAUGCAAACCAACCCAGUUUAUUUAUCAUGGGGGUCAGGAGGCAUGGGAUGUUUAGGAUGUGUGGAUGUGUGCAAGCUUAAUUCCUGGAGCCAAAAAUGGAGAAAAAAAACUGCUAUAAUUAAUGUGUAGAGGUUUUCUGAAUUUUAUCAACAGUGCAAAAAGGAGGUAGAAAAAUGUUUUCACCUUGCUGUGCAGUUUUUACUAAGAACUGUCACUAUAAUAGAAUUCAAAAUCAAUUCCUUAAUAUAGGAGUUAUUGUGGACCUUGUGGAGGCCACUAAGUCUCAGCCUUAUAAAUAGUUGUGCCAAAAAAAUGAUAAAGAAAAUCAGUAAUAACAAUUUUUCAGACCUUGCAGAAGUCUCUACAAACCAACAUGUGAUCCUUGUACCUCACCAGGCUUCAUCUAAUCAUCUCCAAGGUACAUGUGAAAUAUGAUUUAAAACAUAACAUUAUGAAUGGCUAACACAGUACUGAUUGAGUUAAAGAGUCCUGGCAACUACAUGUAAAUUCACAAAGUCAUAAUAACGCAUUGAAAUCAGAUUCCGGAAAUUUUAGAAAAAUUAUUUUAGGAUGCAAAGAGUACAAAAUGCUAGAAGCAGCAUGAUAAACAAGAUACCAAUUACCUUUCCCCUACAUUCAAACCAGUUAUAACUACUUUCAUCAUUAUCAUAUGAGAAUAGAACAUCAUAAAACUUUAAAGUUACCAAACAUUCACACUUGAGAAUAAGGCAAAGAAAAAUCACAGAAAACUUUGAGUUGUUUUUAAGGCUUUUGUUUUUAAAAAUAAUUAGUGAACCAUGCGCAACAUCUCUGAAAUAUUACAUUACAUGCAGAAACAGGAGAGGAAAAGAGAGGUUCCAAGAGGGGAGAGGAAGAGCUGAGUAGACCUAACCCUCGUAAAUGUCACCAAGGUAACUUCAAAGCAAUCCUGCCUUUUCAAAUUAAUAACUGCAUGAGAAGCAGUGUGAUUCCACAAUGUAAAUGCAUCAUCCAAAAGCUGCAGCAUCUCUGAAGGAUUUGGAAAUUCCAGUGAUUGCUACACUCUAUGGGUUAGGUCCAACAUGAAACUCAAGCCUGCUUUUGAAACUUAAUCUGACUCAGGAAAGUCUUUGAAAUUUUGUAUUUAUCACAAAAUAUGAAUAAAGAACUUGUAUUUGAUAUUCAUGAAAGGUGUAAUAGGAUUUGUAUUGAACUCGGCAGCUUUCAUCCAAAUGUGUUCAGGUUUUGGUCACUGAAAAAGGUCACUAGAGGUUGUAUUAAGAGUAAGGGAUUUCUGUUGUAACAUUGUUCAUAAAUUAUAGGGAAAGGUAGUCAGAGGAAGUUGUGUGGUGCUCCAUGAAUUAAAAAGAAAUGUGCAAAAUUUUUCAGCUGCAAUGGUUGAAUGUUCUUACUUUAUCUUAACAGCUAUAUUACUGUUAAUUUACAGACGGUUAUUUUUUUGGUUAAGUUGGGUUAUUUGAAUUAUUAAUUAUUGGACUAUGUCAUUUGCUAUUAAUCUGAUACAUUUUUAAUUUCUUUUGAUCUAUCAGGAUAUUUUUUACCACAAUUGGCAGUAAUGUUGAAAUCUAAUCGGCCAAAUUGCUGUUGUACUGUCCAGAACACUUUUAGCACUGUGAUGACAAAUAUCAUCUUCAAUUAGAGAACAGACCAUGCUAAACUGCUGUUCAUAUGUUAAUUAGAUAAACUUGCUGCACAACGUACAACUGCAAAUUAGGAGCUGGGUUUGAAGUGCGAUGAGCUCCUUACUUAUUGAGGGCUAUUUUUAUUCCUUUACAGUUAUGUGUUGUGGUUUUAUCUGGGUAGUUACAAGGUUGAUAUGAGAUCCAGUCGCACAGUAACUUUGUCUGCUACUUAGUUGGGUUUCACAAAGCAUUAUAUUAUGGCCAAUCUGUCUUUACUGCCUACUCUAAUUUCAUGCAUUCUGGUAAAAACUGAUCACAACAAUUGUACAGAAAUCUUUAUUUUGACUCUCAGGUGGUGACAUGGAGAUUGACCUGCAGCCAACCACAAGUGGAUAUGGCAGUCCACAAUGUAAGACAUAUAAUCAGUCCAUGUUAGUGAUAUUUAACACAUUUUUAUUGACCUUUACCCUUAUGAUGUUCACUUUCCACUUACAUUUUUACCAACAUUUAUUAUGGCAGGGAUGUGUAUGCAAAAUGGUAGGGCUGUAAGAGCUUUGUAACUUGACGGCUUUAUGGAAUUAUGUAAUGAUAGAGAUUGUACCAAGGUUCAUUGUACUUUUGGUGGUCAAGGAAUUUCUUCACACUUGCCUCUAUGAGGUUAAUAUAAUGCCCUCUAGGUUUGGUGAACUUCACCAGUCAUAGAGUCGAGUAUUUUUCUUGCAAUAAAUAGGGUCUUUUUUAUCUUAUAUUUGUUCUUAUAUUUGAUUUAUUCGAAAUGAUGGGUUUAUUGUUUUUUACUUGUAGUGCAAUACAAAGUUGGUGUUCCUGGUGAUCGUGAAUUACUUGAUCUUUCAAUUGCUAUAGCACCCAAGUGGGAAAGAGUUGGUAUUCUCUUGGGGCUCUCAGACCAUGAAAUUGGUGACAUCAAGAUCAAUGAAAAGGACAAAGCCUAUCGGAUGCUGUUGGAUUGGAGGAAUACCACCACUUCCCUUUCUCAUUACCAAGAUUUGUACAGAGCUUUAUGUGAUAACAAGGUUCGACUGAAUAGUAUUGCAAAAACAUUUUGUUUGGUGAGAAUUUAGUUAGAAGUAAAAAAAUCUACACAGUCACUUGUAUUGUGGAAAUUUCUGUGAAUAUAACUUUGAUGACCUGCUUUUACAACUGUACCUAUUACAACUGUACUGAAUGAUUAAGGAAAAUGAAGCUGCGGAUACACUAAUGAUGUUUGAGGAAAUUGUAAUGGUUAUGAUUAAUUUUGUAAUAGUACUGUGUAACAAUAACUUCAUACUUCAAUCAAUCAAUUUAUGUAGUGAUGCAGGUUGCAAAAGUGGCAGCUAUGAGGCUGAUGUGAAGGGCAGGGCCUCUGUACUGUGCUGAUUCCUUUCCCACGUUGUACCUCACCCUAGGGAUUUCAAUCUGUAACUUAAUGUUUUUCCUAAACAAAUCUUGGUGUAAGGACAAUGUUUUUAUUUUUAUUUUUUUACUCUUAAUUAACUUAGCGCAGUUUUACGAUAGCUUUGUAGUAAGGUUAGAUGUAGAUUGAGGAAAUGAAGUUCAUCAAUCGUCAUGUCUGUGUGUAGGCUUUGUACGACCCUCUGCUCCCUUUUCCCUUAAAUGCCCCCCACCCUCCCAGGCAACCCACGGGCUUUUGACUGUCGUCCAUCUCCGGGGUUGGGGAAUUUGAACUGGAAAUUUCAAGUCAUUCCAACGGAAUACACAUGCUCUAUCUUUUGAUAUGGAGGAGUUAAAAAAUAAAGAGUUUACUUUUGCGAG
Molecule: messenger RNA, 12097 nt
Organism: Pocillopora meandrina
Lineage: Eukaryota; Metazoa; Cnidaria; Anthozoa; Scleractinia; Pocilloporidae
Source: the annotation of a GenBank genome assembly